GGUAUUAUUGAAAUGAAUCUGCCUAGUCUCUAUGCUAAUUUUAAACAUGUAAAGAUGCUUUCGAAUGUUAUUGGAUUCACAUUGUUAAAGCCACUAGUUUAUGCAACUGCACAAUUACCUGGGUAAUUUAAUUCUCUUAUUUGUUAUUUUCUUAAAUAUUUCAAUCAUACAUUGAUUGUUUAUUAUCAGUUUUAUAAUUCACAACUUGCAUUACGUCACAUUUAAGAAGACUUCAUUAAAACUCUUUUUUCUUCUAUAAUUUUGCAUUCUUCAAUUUUUAGGUGGACUGUAACUCAGUGAUUUAAACACUAUAGACUUUCUAUACCAUGCGUUGCAAGAUAUGUUAUUAUAUUAUAUAUUAUAUUAUAUAUUAUAUAUUGAAAUGUAUCUUCUGUUGGCUGCCUGCUUGAACCUUAUUAUUAUUAUUUCUCCCUUGGGCUCCCAGUGGAACAUAGGGCUUCAAUAGCCCAUCACCAUUUUAGUCUGUUCUCUGCAAACUUUUAGACCUGGCUCCACGGCAACGCAGAAGAUCUCAUUUCUUCCUCACAUGAUCUCCUCCAUAUCACCCUCGCUUCGGACGCCCAACUCGUCGUUUCCCAUCUGGGUUCUCUUACUGAUAGUGAUUGGAGCUUGUUGUUGUUGGUGGUAGUGUUGGUUGGGUAUCAUCAUCACCUCUGUCUUCUCUACGUUCACCUGAAGGAAGUGCCGUCUUCACUGCCUCUUCUGUCAAAUUGUUAGUUUUUGCCUGCUUGAACCUUGGGCUACCGAAUUUAUCCAUCGAACAUUUAUCAAAUUCUUUCCUUCUAAUUUGUUUUAAUCAUUUAAAUGUAUUCUUUGAACGUAUCACGUGCUCUUGUACAUUUUUAAACUGUUUCCAACUCUCCGUUUCUCAAGUCAAUAACAAAACAGAGAAAGAAAAUGUUACGUUUUAUAGAAAUGGACUUUUCAAUGCACAAAAGUACAUCAUCUUUCUAUCCGUUAGAUGCACUCAGCUUGAGUUGUAGAUUUUUGUACCAUCUAAAUGAACCACCACCACCAAAAUUACAUUUGUACUUCUGUUGAUUCUUCAUUAUGUACCGGAUACCCAUCCAGAACCAGUUGGCUAUUUCAUAUUAUUGCCUUGAAUACUGUUGUUAUUAAUAUCAUUUCGGUGCCAUAACCAUUUCAUCUAAAAAUAUUCUUGUUCUGAGUGAAUUUGUUGAAAAAUUACAUACUGAGAAUUCCAUACUGUCAUACAUAUUGUUUAGAAUAAAGCGACUAUCAUUAUUAUACUCUAGGUGAUGGUCCUUAGUUCGACUUCUGAUAGGAUCUUUGGUGUUUACUGUUGAGGAAACCCAUGCUUGAGCGAAACAACCCUCCAGUGCUGUCAGAUCUUCCAUUUUUCUACAAAUGAUGUCUGUCAGUGAUGAAAAUCACCUUAAUAACUUGUCAUGUUUCUUCAUUCCAUCUUAAUAUCACGUUUGCAGUCGAAAUAAAAAAAAUCUCAUUGGAUAUAUCUGUAUUUACCUCAGUGACCUUCAGAAACACUCAUAUAAAUGGAGUAUCAUGUGGCUUGGUAGUCUGAAAGUUAUCUUCACAUCUAACUAACCUGUUAUUGCUAAAAACGUUGAUUAAUCAACUAAAUGUAUUACUCGUUGACAUUAGAACGGUCACUCAUACAUAAAAUGUGUGACAUAUUGAGCAUGUUUGAAAUGGAUUUCACACAUGAGUCAACAACGGUUAUUUUGUCUGUUGCCACUUUUCUUCAACAAUCACUUAAUUCUGGCCAACACAAAGUUUAACUAUAAGGAUACUGUCUCACUUGCUACAAUCCAUCGCUGAAGAGGAUCAGUGGAUAAUUGUCACUCUUUUUGAAGUACCAGUUUGGACUGUGAUCACACGUUAGUACUGGUGGUGAAUGAAACAAUCAUCAAGCAGGAUGGGAUGCUGAUAACUUCUCAGGACAGGCAGGUGGAACGUUGGGAAGAACACUGAAGCACAGUUCAAUUGGCCCUCAGCAACGCUUCAGUUGCCUAACAUGCAGUCUGAACCUGAUUGGACCUGACAGUUUGCCACCUGAAGUUUUCGAGGAUAGAGAUUCAGUCCUUUACAAGUUGACAAAUCUCAAUUGUCUACAAGUUGCAGUUUAAAUCGUCACCCUGGUAUAAUUUAUCCUCGACCAGUUAGUCGUUAUUGGGCUAUUCGUAAAGCAAUAGACCCUAAUAUAUAUACAGUUGAUGCUCUCCCAUUGAUUCGUACUGGAGGAAGAGGACCUGAUGGUAGAAUUCAACUCAAACAUGUUACCACUGGAUUAAAUCGUCCAUGGUUUAUGGUAGAUCACAAUCGAUCGAGACAUUCAUCGACUGGAAAAGUUUUCGAAGAAUUGGUUCUACAGAUUAAGCAAACAUGGUGGCGACAUGCAUUCAUUGCAUUAGUGGCUUCAGGUGAAGUGAAACGGUGGAUCCUUGCAACUACUAGUAUGAAACCGGGUGAUAUUAUUCGUUCAUAUGCGGAUAUUCCAUCUAUACCAGUUGAACCAAAAGAAGGUGAUGCUCAUCCUGUGGGUGCAUUACCGGUUGGUACAAUCAUUAGUCAAUUUGAAAUACGACCUGGUCAAGGUGGUUUAUACUGUAGAACAGCUGGAUCUAGUGCAACAGUAUUUCGACGUGGAAAAUGUGUUGGUUUAAAGUCUACUGAAGAAUUGAAUUGUCCAACUAAUGCUAAUAAAUUAGAAGAUGAAGAUGUUGUAUUUGUUAGGAUGAAUGGUAAACGUAAAGUUUUUCGACUUUUACCAUCAUGUAUGUGUGUAGUUGGACAAGUUUCCAAUCAUCAACAUGAUCAGUUUAGAUAUCGUACUUUUGGUGAGAAAAAGUGGAGAGGAAUUAAACAACGUAGUGGAUUAUGGCAACGUAAAACAGGUAGAUUUGGAAGAAAAAUACGACCUAUCGGUCCACCUAUUGAUUUUGUUUCACACAACAGUUCACCAAAACAAUUUAUAUUAAAAUGUUCGUAUCCAGGUGAACCAGAAUAUACACGACGUAAGAAACAAGCUUUAUUUGAAGCGUUACAAAAGAAAGUAGUUAAAAGGCCACCAUCAUCUGAACCUAAACGUCAUAAUGGACUUCCUGAUGACAUGCCAAGAUAUCGUUGGUGUUCUUGGUCAUCGGUACGAUAACAAAUAAUAAAAAAAGUAUAAUUUAUGUUAUACUAAAUUGUGUAUACCAGCGAUAAACGAAUAAACUUUUAGCAAAUUGUACAUUUUCUUUUUUCUUCUCUAUUCAACUUUUCAGUAAUCAUAUAAAAAGUUAUAUAAUACAAAAAAAAC
Molecule: messenger RNA, 3304 nt
Organism: Heterobilharzia americana
Lineage: Eukaryota; Metazoa; Platyhelminthes; Trematoda; Strigeidida; Schistosomatidae
Source: the annotation of a GenBank genome assembly